Messenger RNA from Lathyrus sativus (Indian pea), 246 nucleotides. The record is from the annotation of a GenBank genome assembly. Lineage: Eukaryota; Viridiplantae; Streptophyta; Magnoliopsida; Fabales; Fabaceae.
AUGGAUGAAAUGGAGGAAAAUGAUCUAUUGGCAUUGCUUCGAGAUGAUGAAACAGCUGAGGACAAAAUGAUACAGAAAGAUAUUAGUGAUGAAGACUUGGAGAAUCUUUUGGAUCGUGGUGAUCUUGUUGUCGAUGGCUCGACUGAUGUCAAAGCUCCAGUUAGUACCUUUCCCCUUAAUGGACCUGGGUGGGAGGUGGUGAUUCCAACUGCAUCUGGUGGCAUGCUUUCCACUCUCAACAGCUAA